Cherax quadricarinatus is the source of this 5626-nucleotide messenger RNA. Lineage: Eukaryota; Metazoa; Arthropoda; Malacostraca; Decapoda; Parastacidae. The record is from RefSeq and is a predicted model, not a curated record.
GCGAAGAAGGCCAGGAUGGAGGCAUUGAGAGGUCACUCACUCAGAUCUUCCCGCCGCGGCAUCCUUAAAAACAUAGUGACAGCGGAAGGAGAGAUUCUGAGGCGGGCUGAAGUUGACCUCUCCGGCAGACAUCUAGAGCGCCUGCCCACCGCCCUCUUCUCUAGCCUCCAUCUGAUCAGCAUAAAUCUCUCCCACAAUCUACUUAACCCAACUUCCUCAACUACCACCUCAAAGAAGCGUCAGGUGGGUCGUGGCAGGAGAAGAAGGGAUCGACUCCGCCGCCAGGCUCACCCUGAGCCCCGGGAGCCCUCCGGUGGUGGAGGGCAGCAGCAAGCGAAUGAUAGCCUCCGGCAACUAGGCGAAGAUGAGGUACUAAGUGGUGAUUCUGGAGUGCCCUCUGACCCAAUAGAAGACGAGGUCCUCAGGAGUGAGCCAGCCACAGAAUCAGGGACUACCAAGUCUGGCUUUCAGACAGAUAAAACUGCUCACCCAGAAACAAAACAGAGUCCUGUGUUUGGAAGUCUCGCAGAAGAACUCGAAGCUAGAUUACGAUUUCGUAAGGCAAUAACCGAGAGACUUCUUGUAGGGAAAAGCGAGGAGGGUGUGCCUUUCACAUAUAAAACACUCACUAUUGAUGCUAAUACACCUCAGAUAGCCUUGAAGAAGCCUUCACUCAAGGAUGUAGUGGAGAGUACAGUGAGGGAACGAGAGAGACACAAGAGUGAGGAAGGAGUGAGAGCUAGACAUGAAGAGAGCAGCAGUUCUUCAGGUGUCGAGGAGAGUGAGAGCGGGAGCGAGAGUGAGAGUGUGGAGAUUGAGGGUGGAGUGAGGACCGUAACAUCCAGGACUCUUGGUGCACUUCAUCACCUCAAGCACUUCCAGCAGCUGCAGGUGGUGGUGCUGGCCAGUAACCGUCUGCAGGAGUUCCCCGGGUGUCUACUCAAGCUCCCGGCCCUCGCACGCCUCUCCCUCGCGCACAACCUCCUUCACGCCCUCCCCCACGCCCUGGCCACCCUCACCAGAUUAGUAGAGCUGGACGUGUCGUACAACCAGCUGACGGGCGUGGGCGCGGGCGUGGGCGGCCUGCCCUCCCUCGCCCACCUCAGACUGGCCCAUAACCGCAUCACCGACGUCCCUGAACUGACCACCAUGGAGGAGCUGAGGACACUGGACAUCUCGGGUAACAGACUGAGAGCAGUGGACGGCCUGGAGGUACAGGGACCUAGCAUACCUGAAGACGACAAUGACAGCCUUCAGGACGACCAGUUUCAAGACGACCUUCUGCAUGAGGGUCAUCAUGACAGUCAGCCCCUAGCACUCAACCUCAGCCUUAACAACCUCACCGGGCCUGUCACCCUCGCCAGUAUACAAAAUGUGACGGAAUUGGAUGUGAGCGACAACGGCAUCAGCAGUCUGGAUGUGUCAUGCCUGGCAGCACUAACCUCCCUCACGUGCUCCAAUAACGCCAUUACCGCCAUCACCCUCCACGCUGCCGCCCUCACCUCCCUCACUGCCACCAACAACCGUCUUACCAGGCUGGAGGUGCGCUACCAUCCACGACGACUGACCAGACUUAACUUGGCCAGGAAUGAAUUAAGUGCUGUACCACCCUGGUUAGUGUCAAGCACUGAAGUAACACUAGUAGACGUGAGUCACAACCAGGUGACCUGCCUCCCAGCCUUCCUUACUUCAGGUCACCUCCGCCGCCUCCACACACUCUCAGCCCACCACAACCGCCUCACAGCUUUUCCCGUACCACAGAGGGGCACCAUUGACCUUCACAAGGACUCAAGCUGUUCUUAUAUCUCUCGGAAUCCAGUACAAGGCCCUCACAGAUCCUCUCAUCUUUCUUCUAACUACAACUCAGUCCACAACUUGCAGGAGGAGCCACGACUGUCUUCACUUGAGGUUCUCUUCCUCCACCACAACAGACUGACAGCUCUACCAUCUAACCUCUUCUCAUGGCUCAACAAGUUAAGAGUGCUGAAUGUAAGUGCCAAUCAUCUGAGUGCAUUGCCUGGUGCCAUGGAAUGUCGUGGGAGCCGAGGAAAGUCACAAGCAUGUGUAGAAGAUGCUGCCAGCCCAAAAGAGACACUGUCUUUGCAAGAGGUGUAUGCUGCAGCUAACAGACUCAGGGACCUCACUCCACUUCAGCAGUGUCGAGCACUUCGUAUCCUACACGCACCCUACAAUAGAAUCACCAACCUCCAGGACAGGCUGGUGUGGUCUUGGGAGCUUCUGGAGGAGCUGGUGCUCUCAGGGAACCAGCUGACGGUUGUGCCUGCUGGUGUGUCUCGUCUGCGACGUCUCAGGGUGCUCAAGGUCCAUUCUAACCCUCUACAAAGCCUGCCUCGCCUUGCACAUCUCUCAGCACUGAAGGUAGUUGAUGCAUCUCACUGCCAGUUGGGCCGCAUUGAACUGGAGGAGUUAGUGUCCCCUGGCUUAGUAGCACUGGAUAUUUCAGGGAACACAGCGCUUUCCUUGGACCAUCAUCAGUUCACCAAAUGCAAAUCAAGGAGACCAGUUAGUGUUGUGGAUGUCACCAGUCGGUCUGGCCGUUCUCUACCCUUGACAAGACCACAGGCAAACUCGCAGCAGAGUGACAGCGACCAGAGAAGUAGUGACCACACCAAGGACACUUCUAACUUACCCUGGACACUAGGGUUUGCAGAAGCCAUAGGUAGAGAUUCCAAGCUAACAAUUGGACAGUUGCGAGUGCCAGAUGUGGGUGGCUUAGGGAGUGUUGGGAUAGCUGCUGUGGCUGAUGGUGGCCAAGAAAUGGGAAGUGUUGGCAGUUUGCUGGCACUGCUUCCAACACUCUUACAAGAAGAAUGUGCUUGUUCCCACACUCGCACAUAUGCCCUCAAAUAUGCUCUAUUAACAGCUCUCAGGCGGCUGAGGUCCCAGGGUGUCGCUGCUCCAGCUGCCGUGUGUGCUGCUCAUCUGGAGGCAGACACCACACACCUUGUCUUACGGCUGUGCUGCUAUGGUCCUGUUUCUGCUGUUGUCACCACUACCCAUGGCCAGCCUAUUGUCCUCACUACUACUGCAACAAGAAAAUCUAGGACAGUAGAAGAGUGCAGUGAGGGGCUGAAGUGUGUGUUAGCGGAGGCUCCCACUCUUCCCGACCCUCACACAACAGAGUUGCACUUGGGACCACAUCACACAGCUGUUGUUAUUGCUAGUACCAGUUUGUGGGAUGUAUUAGGACCAAAAGAAGCAGUCAGUAUCUGCAGUGAAAUAAGGGAGGCAGGAUCAGCUGCUAAGCGUCUCUUGGACCUCGCCCAAGCUUAUGGCACUCGCCAAGACAUAAGUGUUAUUGUAGUGCGCCUUACAUCUCCACAACACAUGACUACAAGUCAGUCACCUGUUCCUGAUUUAUUGCAUAUGAAAUCCAAAUCAGUAAAUAUGAAUUCAUCAAGUGUUCAUGAAAGUUCUGUAGGUUUAGAAAGAGAAAUCUUUGAGAGAGACUUGCCAGUGACCGGGAGAGAGCAAACUGAAAAUAACCGAAGAGUGAAAUAUGAAAGGGGUGUUGGCACUGUAGAGGAUCAUAAUCUCUGUAUUAAAAAUGACCAAAGAAAAAAGUCAAAUAAGUGUACUGACUUCAUGGUAAAUUCCUACCACAUAUUAAAUAACGAAGCUAAGAAAAGUAAUUUCAUACAAGUAGGAUUGCAAAGCAAAAAUCAACAAAGUUCUGAUGUAACUCAAAGACAUCAAGAAAUGGACAGGUCUUCUCCUAGUGGUCAAAGUCAAAGUGAUUAUAGUGAACAUGGUGUAGAUAUUCAGAAACAUGUUGGGUCUAUAACAAAUGAGUUGCAUAUGCAUGGUAAAUCUAAAGAAAAGUUAUGGAAAAGUGUAGAAGAUCUUUAUGCCCAUCCUAACAGAAGAAAAAAGGAGAAAGGGAAAAAAUGUGAAGCAGGUUCAAAAGCAGUUUAUACAAAUGAUAAUACAAGGAGAGCAAUCGCAUAUUACCACUACCCUCGCCCAGACCCAGCACAAGCACCUUUAGAGAACCAUCUGGAAGAUCAUUUUUUUAUGGGGCUAAGUGACACUCAUACAGGUGUGCUUGCCCCUCCUGCAGGCUUUGAUGAUACUGACAGUGACUCAGAAGGUAGUGACAGUGGCCUGAGUGGCGUCAGUGGUGGACAACAUCAUACAAGCCUACAAAAUCAUACAAAAUCAGGUGAUGAUGUAGUAGACAAUGGCUCUGAGCAGGUAAAUGAGGAACAGUUCCGUAGCUGGGAAUAUCUCCUAGCCCGUAAUGCAAAAUUGUUAUUCAUGCGCGAGUUAGAUACCUUGAAACGAUCUAAUUCUCAAUCCAGUCCCAUGCCUACAGCUUCUGCACCUGACUUGGUUUUGGCUGCAUCUGCUGAAAUAGAACCAAGUGGUUAUUUCCAACGAAAUAAUGUGCGCAAAUCGUGUCUAGGAAGAGGUACCUUUCGCUUGAUUCAGAGCAAACUAAGUGCUACAACCAACAAAUUCAGCACUCUUCAGAGAUUCAGAAGCCCAGGUUCUAAAAAUCAUAGUAAUUUUCAUAGAUUUGGAAGUCUGCAAAACUUAAAAUAUUAUCAAGAAAAUCGGCCCAGGCCACCACACUACCCUUUGGUACAGCCUGAUUUGGCCGCCGAAAUGCAAGAACGGCCUGCAUUAGAUUCCUUGGAACUAGAAACGCGCAUGCAUCAUUAUUGGCAUACUGGCGUUACAAAUUUUUAAUAAAUAAGCUAUGAUAAUAUACAGACUACUGUAAUACUGUUCUUUGUAAAGAUCUAAAUAAACUAAAAAGAUUGAUAAAGGAUCUUGUAGGAGACAAAAGUGUUUAAUUGUACCAUUAUAUAAUUGGGGGGAAGUAGUUCUGCGUAGCUGCUCAGCAACUGGGUUGGCAUUAUUGCUUCCUCAUACAAGCAGCUUCUGUAUUCAGCAAUACAGUAAUGAUAAAAUUUUUUGAAUACAAUACAGUAUUAAUCUUUGCAUUCAGCUAAAACUGUAUUGAAGUAUUGAUAAAUUAAUGACUAAUAAUACUGUAUAAAUAUUUUUUCAGUAAAAAAUAUUAGAGAAAAUCAUUGUAUUAGAAUAUUAUAUAGUAAAUAUAUUUUUUUUGUUGCUGUAAUUGUGUGUGUUCAUAUUUUGCAUAAUGCUGAAACAUCCCAGAAACUUGCUAAUACCUAAAAUAUAUGAAAUUAUAGAUUUACAAUGUGAUGCAUGCUAUUUCUAAAUCUGCUUAAUUAUGAAGCAAAACUAAUGAUAUAUUUAAACCAUAGACAUCUGCUAUGAAAAGUUUUUUUUUUUUUUUUUUUUUUUUACCUUGGAUCUGACCUACAUCAAGGAAAACAACCACAUGAAUGGUUUGCUUUUAACCAAGGUUUACUUUUUCUUGAAACCCUUGUCUCCCACUGGAAAAAUUCCAGUAGACAUCCUUGGUCAAAGCUGAUGAUCAAACUAAUCAAACACUAAUAAAGUUGAUGCACUAAAGUAAUUAAGCAGCAGUAGUAACCUUGCUAGUGAAUGAUAAGAAAGAUUAUUACAGUAUCAUACUGUAUUCAAAAGUGGUGACCAAGUAGGUACCAAGUGAUAUUCUAACUUGUGAUAACCAUUAAAGACAAAUAAAAUGUUUACACAGCACUACACU